Messenger RNA from Heterobilharzia americana, 333 nucleotides. NCBI's taxonomy places the organism in Eukaryota, Metazoa, Platyhelminthes, Trematoda, Strigeidida, Schistosomatidae. The record is from the annotation of a GenBank genome assembly.
AUGGAUUGCUGUAAAUUAUACCUUAUAAGUUAUUCAUAUGAUGAUUUAGAUUUGGCUAAAAAUAAAUUUACAACUUACACUACCUCACUGAUACCACCUGUGCUUGUAACUCGCUAUAAAAAAUUACGCUGCAUAUUUACUAAGUUAAUGAAAAUUAGUGAAACAAUUGAAGACGAUUUUGUCUAUUCAAAAAGUAACCAUUAUACAGAACGUUUACAUGAAGACUGUGAACACCAUUAUCCAAAAUUACAUCCAAGAAAUCCUGUUUUAGAUCUAAAAUAUUCUUAUGCAUAUGAACCGUCAACAUAUUCAGCAUCUUCAAUUGAAUGGUAG